This is a messenger RNA of Apodemus sylvaticus (European woodmouse), 3590 nucleotides long. It is a transcript of the gene Tacc2, whose product is annotated as transforming acidic coiled-coil containing protein 2. The transcript has 15 exons. The record is from RefSeq and is a predicted model, not a curated record. The coding region runs from base 299 to 3130 and encodes 943 amino acids. Lineage: Eukaryota; Metazoa; Chordata; Mammalia; Rodentia; Muridae. Gene Ontology annotation, cellular component: cytoplasm. Gene Ontology annotation, biological process: cerebral cortex development; cell population proliferation; mitotic spindle organization.
CUUGAGCUCACACUGCCUCCUCUCGGGCAGCUCCACGCGUAUCGGCCACGCUCACGCACACACCUAGGCGCGCACCCGCCAGCAGCACUAGCACGCGCACACUGCCUUGGUGCUCGCCCCCCGGGCCGGCUCCGGCCUCGAGCCGCUGCUCCCAGUCGCCGCCACCACGGAUGCCAGCAGCUGCUCCCAUCUGCAGUGCAGCAGCCCCGGCCGCCGGCCGGCCCGCCCCGGGCUGGAGGAACUGCACCAGGACGCUGGCCCUGCUCGUGGCUAGCCUGCACGCCAGGGCUCAGCGAGGAUGGGAGGGUCGCAGUCCCUGCAGCCAGCCCCAGCCAGUGACCUGAACCUGGAGGUUUCUGAGGCCAUGAGUUCGGACUCUGAGGAAGCCUUUGAGACCCCCGAGUCAACGACCCCUGUCAAAGCUCCACCAGCCCCUCCCCCUCCACCCCCUGAAGUCACCCCAGAGCCUGAGGUCAUCGAUCCACCAGCCCCAGAAGAACCAGGAUGUGUUUCUGAGCCGGUUGUGGUCCCCGAUGGCCCUCGCAGCGAGUCCGUGGAAGGAAGCCCGUUCCGUCCAUCACACUCCUCCUCGGCAGUGUUUGAUGAAGACAAGCCGAUAGCCAGCAGCGGGACUUACAACUUAGACUUUGACAGCAUUGAACUGGUGGAUGACUUCCAGGGCUUGGAGCCAUGCUCUGCCGACUCUAAGGGUCAGGAGUGUAAGGCGAGCACGCGGAGGAAAUCCACCGAGUCCGUGCCACCCUCCAAGUCCACGCUGUCCCGCUCGCUCAGCCUGCAAGCCAGCGACUUUGACGGUGCUUCUUGCCCCGGCAGCCCUGAAGCUGGGACCCUUGCCACAGAUGCAUGUGGCACAGGAUCCAACAGUGCUUCCAGCACCCUUAAGAGAACUAAAAAAACACGGCCACCUUCCUUGAAAAAGAAACAAGCCACCAAGAAACCCACAGAAACCCCCCCAGUGAAGGAGACCCAACAGGAGCCAGGUGAAGAGAGUCCCGUCCCCAGCGAGGAACACGUAGCACCAGAGACAAAGACAGAGCCAACCACACCUGAGGGCACUGCUUGCGCAUUGUCCGAAGAGACGUCCCUGGAGUCCGAGGCUGUGCCCACAGGCACCUGCCCUCUGGAGAGUGCAGAAGACGUUAGCCCUCUGGUUUCUGGAGGUGGCAGAGUGCAGAACUCACCCCCUGUGGGGAGGAAAUCAGUGCCUCUUACCGCAGCCUCUGAGGCAGUGGAGGUGACCCUAUCAGACAGUGGGGGGCAAGAGGACUUGCCUGCCAAAGGGCUGUCAGUGAGGCUGGAGUUCGACUAUUCUGAGGACAAGGGAAGUUGGGAGAAUCAGCAGGAAAACGCCCCUUCCACCAAAAAGAUAGGCAAGAAACCAGCUGCCAAAAUGCCCCUAAGGAGGCCAAAGGUGAAAAAGACCCCUGAGAAACUCGACCACACUCCUGCAUCACCUCCAAGGUCCCCUACUGAACCUAGUGACAUCCCGAUUGCUAAAGGUACCUACACCUUUGAUAUAGACAAGUGGGACGACCCCAAUUUUAACCCUUUUUCUUCCACCUCAAAAAUGCAAGAGUCUCCCAAACUGUCCCAACAAUCGUACAACUUUGACCCUGACGCCUGUGAAGAGUCCCUUGACCCCUUUAAGGCAUCCUCUAAGACCCCCAGCUCACCAUCUAAGUCCCCAGCCUCUUUCGAGAUCCCAGCCAGCACCAUUGAAGCGGACGGGGAUGGGUUGAAUAAACCCGCCAAGAAGAAGAAGACUCCGCUGAAGACUGACACUUUUAGGGUGAAGAAGUCUCCAAAGCGGUCUCCCCUGUCUGAUCCACCUUCUCAGGAUCCCACUCCAGCUGCCACGCCAGAAGCACCCCCAGCAAUCUCUACAGUGGUCCAUGCCACAGAUGAGGAGAAGCUGGCCGUCACGAGCCAGAAGUGGACAUGUAUGACAGUGGACUUGGAUGCCGACAAACAGGAUUUCCCUCAGCCCUCGGACCUGUCUAACUUUGUAAAUGAGACCAAAUUCAAUUCACCCUCAGAGGAGCUGGACUACAGGAACUCCUAUGAAAUUGAAUACAUGGAAAAGCUUGGCUCCUCCUUACCUCAGGACGAUGGCACUCCGAAGAAGCAGGCCUUGUACCUUAUGUUUGACACUCCUCAGGAGAGCCCAGUCAAGUCUCCUCCAGUCCGGAUGUCGGAUUCCCCAACUCCAUGUUCGGGGUCGAGUUUUGAGGACACCGAAGCCCUGGUGAAUGCAGCAACGAAGCUCCAGCAUCCUGUAGCGAGAGGUCUGGCCUCCAGUCAGGAGCCUCUCUUGCAGGUGCCGGAGAAAUCCUCCCAGAAGGAGCUGGAGGCCAUGGCCUUGGCCACCCCAGCAGAAGCAAUUGAAAUCAGGGAAGCUGCUCACCCAUCAGAUGUCUCCAUCUCCAAAACUGCCUUGUACUCCCGCAUCGGGCCCACCGAGGUGGAGAAAGCCCCGGGCCUUCUGUUCCAGCAAUCAGACCUGGACUCGGCCCUUCAAGUUGCCAGAGCAGAGGUCAUCGCCAAGGAGAGAGAAGUCUCGGAGUGGAGGGAUAAAUAUGAAGAAAGCCGGCGGGAAGUGGUGGAAAUGAGGAAAAUCGUGGCUGAAUAUGAGAAGACCAUCGCACAGAUGAUCGAGGACGAACAGAGAGAGAAAUCCAUCUCCCACCAGACUGUGCAGCAGCUGGUCCUGGAGAAGGAGCAGGCCCUGGCUGACCUGAACUCUGUCGAGAAGUCUCUGGCUGACCUCUUCAGGAGAUAUGAGAAGAUGAAGGAGGUCCUGGAAGGUUUUCGGAAGAAUGAAGAGGUGCUGAAGAAAUGUGCACAGGAGUACCUCUCCCGAGUGAAGAAAGAGGAACAGAGGUACCAGGCUCUGAAGGUGCACGCAGAAGAGAAACUGGACAGAGCCAAUGCAGAGAUCGCCCAGGUUCGAGGCAAGGCCCAGCAGGAGCAAGCGGCCUACCAGGCUAGCCUGAGGAAGGAGCAGCUUCGAGUGGAUGCUCUAGAAAGAACGCUGGAGCAGAAGAAUAAAGAGAUAGAAGAACUCACCAAGAUUUGUGACGAACUGAUCGCCAAGAUGGGGAAAAGCUAACUCUGGACCAAGAGCUUGGACUUGGCCGUUGCGUGCAAUACGAUCGUCGGCACACUGUUUGUCCUUCCGACUCCAUGGACAGGUUCUCCUUUCAUUCUGUGUGCACUACUGUGCCCUCUUUCUAAAUAAGGUUGGUUUGACCGUAUGCAGUGCCGAGACCUACCAGGAUCCCUUGCUAUCCUUUUGCAUUUUCUAGUAUAAUUCAUAGCAAGUUGACCUCGGAGUUCCUGUAUCAGGGAGACUGUCAGAUUCUCUAAUAGAAUACGAAUUGCUGAUCUUGGCGUUGCCCUUGGGCGAGCAGCAUCUGAUGUGACGUGAACAUACACAGCCUGCAUCGGGACUCUUGCCUUAAGGAGUGUACAAUUGAUCCACAUUUGCUGGUUUGAUUUUUUAAAAAAAAAGAAUGCAUGUUUCAAAUAAAAUUCUCUAUUGUAAAUAAAUUUUUUUCUUUGAGUCUUGG